AUGGCAGAACCGAGGUACUCACGAGAUGAUAGUUCUCCUAGGAUCAGCCCAUCUUAUGAAAGAAAUGAACGGCACAAGCAGAAAGGAGCCUAUCAUAAUGGAGUAGAUGAAAAAUACCACACACCGGGAUAUAGAGAAUAUCAAGAGAAGCCCGAAUAUGAAGAGAGAGCAUCAGAGGACUACAGAUAUAAUCAAAACAAAGAUUACCAAUACAGAAGAAAUGAAGAAUACGCACAUAUGUAUGAUAGGCCUUACCCAGAGGAGAGGUCGCCCAUUAUGGAGACAUCUUCACAGACCCGCAAAGAAAAUGAAAGAAGGGAGGGAAGAAUGUAUGCACAGCCAUUUCCCAGCAGACAGUUCAGAAGUAAUAGUAUAUCUGGGGCAUCCUUGCUAUCUAUUGGGCAGGAGAUAGAGAGGGACAAAAUGCUUGGGUUUCAUUCGCCUCCAAGUCACCCAGCACACAGUCCAGUUACAACACAUUUAGCAUCCCCGCAGGAGGUGCACCCAUCUGACCGACAGAAAUCUGCAGCCGCCAUGUCUAGCCUACGGUUCUUCCGGAAAGAAGACAAUGAAGACUCUGCUGAAAGCGAUGACGACCCAAGCAGAGUAAAAGGAAGAAAAAAGAUUCGCAUGGAUUUCAUAAAGGAUAAAGGACGCAGAGGAGUGACAUUCAGUAAAAGAAAGAAGGGCAUCAUGAAAAAAGCAUAUGAGCUGAAUGUCUUAACAAAGUGUGAAAUUCUUUUGGUGGUGGCCUCUGAAACAGGACAUGUAUAUACAUUCGCUACGCCUAAGUUGCAGCCCAUUAUAAAGCAGCACGAGAACCUGAUUCAGCAGUACCUUAAUACGCCGUAUAUGAACGACGUAAACAGAAUUUAUGACACACCAGAAAGAUUCCCCCACGAUUCGGGCUAUUAUAAAAGUCAUGAGCCAGGUUAUGGCUAUGACAGGAUCCUUCGGGGCAGUCCAUAUCCGCCUAAUUAUUACCAUAGUGGAUAUGAAGGGGACAGCUCCCCUGGGAAUGGGCCCAGAAUAUAA
This is a messenger RNA of Nematocida ausubeli, 1035 nucleotides long. RefSeq lists its product as uncharacterized. The transcript has a single exon. The record is from RefSeq and is a predicted model, not a curated record. The coding region runs from base 1 to 1035 and encodes 344 amino acids. Gene Ontology annotation, molecular function: RNA polymerase II cis-regulatory region sequence-specific DNA binding; DNA-binding transcription factor activity, RNA polymerase II-specific; protein dimerization activity. Gene Ontology annotation, biological process: positive regulation of transcription by RNA polymerase II. NCBI's taxonomy places the organism in Eukaryota, Fungi, Microsporidia.